UACUUAAACCACAUCAGGCUAACAAGAUGGAAGACAAUAUAACACGAAACAUAUCAAUGGCACUGUAUCGUUAUCUAUGUCAACAUAUAGUAGGCUCAGAAGAUCAUGUUAAACAAAUCAGAUUAAUGAACGCUGUCAAGGACAAUAUAGAAAGUAACAAGGAAUACACACUUAUAACCAGUGGAAGCUUUGGGGAAGGACUAGAUAUGCGAGGAAGUGAUUUAGAUAUUAUGCAGGUUUCAAGACACGUACAGGUGUAUGAAGAUGUAAAACCCUUCUUAAAUCCAAACAUAACAUAUUUAUCAAUGGAUACAGACGAUGUUAAACCUGGUUAUGCUCAGUUGAAACUAGAUUAUAUCGGAUUUCGGAACAAAGUUUUAAAACUAUGUGAAGAACAAAAUGGUGAACAUUAUUUUUCGAGUACAUUAUGUAAACAGAUGAACGCUAUCAGUCGCACUACAAUUCAUGGACCUUGUAUAUCUGACCUGACAGGAUUUAUGGACCAUGCUUGUUGCUUACAUUGUAAGACGUUGGUGUCUCCUGCAAGACUGUGGGUCACAAGAUCAAAUUAUUCCUGGCCGAGUCAUAAUGUCAAACAAAGCAUUAUAAAACACGGAGUUCUUUUUGUACCGAUCGGAGUAAAGGGCUCACCAAAAGAACAUUUAGAAUGGCGAAUCUCUUUUUCAGUUGGUGAAAAAUUUCUUAUUAAUACCUUUACUCACACUCAACUACUGUGCUAUGCUCUCUUAAAAAUUAUAUUGAAAGAUGUAAUAGCUACUGUUUCCGAAUGUGAAGAUUUACUUUGUUCUUACUUCAUGAAAACAAUUGUGUUUUGGAUAUCUGAAGAACUGCCACAAUCCGUUUGGAAACCUGAUUAUAUUAUUCCUUGUUUUAUGCGAUGUCUCAGCAGGCUGGUUUAUUGUGUUGAGCACUCAGUUUGUAUCCAUUACUUCAUCCCGGAGAACAACAUGUUCGAAAACAAAAUUGUGGGCCGUGCUCGUGGUGUACUUUUAGAAAAUUUGUAUGUAUUGCACAGCUAUAAUUGGCGAUGCAUUUUAUUAUCUGAUCAAAUAUCUUACUUUGAUUUCUCACUUUCGAAUUUUCCUAUCGAACCACGUGCGCUCUAUUCAAAAGAAGUAGAAAAAAUGCUUUCAUCCUAGUUAUGGCGUUGUGCAAAUAUGUUCUUAUCAGCCUAUGAAUCGAAUAUAAUGAAUAUAAGGACGAAACAGACCUCUCUGUGUCAUCAGAUUUCCGGAUCUUCUAUUAAAGAUACAUAUAAGUUCUACAUAUCAAAGUGGUGUCAAUCACAUGCCCAGUGUGUGCCACUAAUUAACACAUUAAGUUAUAAUAAAUAUAUAUACAAACAGUACAAAUUAUGUCUAGGUACUGUCAUAGAUAAUAUCUAUCAUGACGUUUUAUCUGGAUGGCUGAUGGUUGCUACUCUUUUCUAUAAGACAAAACAGUACAGCAAAGCCUUAUACAUCGUCAGUUAUUCUUCAUCGAAAUGUACUCCUGAAAAACUGACCUAUGGGAUGACUUUAUCGGAUAACAAUUACAAGUUGCUUAAACUGCAAACAUUUCAGAAAAAGAGUUUGGCGUGUUUGCUGAAAAUUUUGGUUGUGGACCAUAUAAAAUUUAAGUCGAAUUCUACGUUAAUUCCAGAUGAACUUCAAAUGAACCAAUCAAAUGAAAUGUGUGCAUUUCCAUCUACAGCGUAUGCUUAUUUCAUCAAAUUCCUUUGUAAUUAUCAUCUCAAUGAUGUCAGACAAUGUCAAGAUUCCAUUCAAAGUUUACAACUGGUUAGUAGUGAACUUUAUUAUGUGGAAUCUGACCUUGCCGCAGCAGGGGCUUAUAAUCUCUUAGGAGUCGCUCUACAGUUAUCAGGCGAUAAGGAAUCCGCCAGACACGCAUUUUUACAAUCAGUUGAAUUAUACCCGGACGAAUUUCGCAAUUUUGGUGUUAAGAGACUUUCGUUAAUUUGUUAAUUGUAACAUAUGUGUAUUCAGUUGAAAUUCUGACAUUGUGAUAUUUGUGAGUGUUUAUCUAUGAAGCAGAGUAUGAACUUGCUGGAACAACAUGACAUUACAGAAUGACGAACAAUACAUAUCAUAUAUAAAUUUUUAUUUAAGAAAUAAUUCCCUCAUGUCAUGUUCUAUGCUCAUUUCAGCAUGGGUAGACAUCAAAUGUGUUGAUAUUUUACACUAAGUGGAGAGCUUAACAUGAAGAAACUAUUUCGAGUCUAAUGAGACACAUAAUGUUUUUUUAUUGUCGAAACUUACGAAAAACCCAUACGAACAUAGCUAUUCCUGUUUCCUUCUCAGGAAUUAUUUACAUUUAUUAUAGAUUUAUUAUAUUUACAAUUAUUUUCAUAUUUAAGUUUAACAUCUAAUAGCAGGGAAAAUAUAUGAUGUUUUUAUAACAUAUUAAUAUAAUAUUGAUAGACUUUUAUGUGAGCAGUUAAAAUUAAUUUUACCAGUAUGCAAGGACAUAGCGAUAAUGUAAACAGUAAAUUUGUGCGCAUGAGUCAAUCAUAUGUUGUGCUAAAUAAAACGGGACUUAGCUCACAAAGCGAAAUAAGGAUGUCAUUAUAGAAUAAGUAACAUUAUAAUCUUUGGUGAAAGUCACAAUGAAUACACACCUAUUUUUUGUUUAUUUAUUUAUUUUUUCUGGCGUUUUAUUUUUCUGUCGUUUCUCUUUUUUGUCAUGCAUUUUUCAGUAUGUUCCGACAAGUGCUUUAUGCUUAAAUUUCCAAGGUUUGGGGAGGGAUGGGAUCCCGCUAACCCUACAACAAUUUGUCAUGGAAUUUUCAGUAUGUUCCGACAUGUGCUUUAUGCUCAGAUUGUCGAGGUAAGGGGAGAGAUGGGAUCUCUCUAACAUGUUUAACCCCACCAAAAUGUGUAU
Mytilus trossulus (common blue mussel) is the source of this 2901-nucleotide messenger RNA. RefSeq lists its product as uncharacterized. The record is from RefSeq and is a predicted model, not a curated record. Bases 27 to 1160 code for a protein of 377 amino acids. NCBI's taxonomy places the organism in Eukaryota, Metazoa, Mollusca, Bivalvia, Mytilida, Mytilidae. The transcript is spliced from 2 exons.